AAAAUAAUCAUCACAAACUUGAUGGUUUAUCAUUAGAAUGUUGGUAGUGGUGGUGAUUGGUAAAUUCUGAUGAAGUGAAAAUGGCGAUUCCACGAACUCAUGAAGAUAUUGAAGCUCAAAUAAAAGAGCUUCAAUCGAGAAAGAAGGAAAUAAACGAGGAUGGCCUGACAGAAAAAGAGCGCGUCGGUCUUGGAGAGAGUGGCUUCUAUGAUCGAGAAAUUUAUGAUGGUGGAGGAAAGUUUGAAGGCUAUGUUACAUCCAUUGCAGCUAAUGAUGAAGUUGACGACGAUGAAUUCGACGUUGGACCUUUCAAUCAGAACAAGCGAGCCGGUUACACGGCGCCUGUUGCUCUACUCAAUGAUAUUGCCAAGAGUGAGAGCGACUAUGAUCCGUUCGCUGAUCGUAGGACAAAGACGAUCACAGAGAGAGAGGACGAAUAUCGCCAAAAGCGGAGACGGAUGAUCAUCUCUCCCGAGCGAAUCGACCCGUUCGCUGAAGGAGCAAAAACGCCGGAUAUUGGAUCUCGAACCUACACUGAUAUUAUGCGAGAGCAACUUCUCAAAGAAGAAGAAACGGAGCUUCGCAAGAAACUAGCAGAGAAGUACAAGGACGGCACCUUGAAGGCGGUCUCUAACGGUGAUUCGGCAUCGAGUCGGCCGACCGCCGCGGUCACAGCGGGCAAGAAGCGUGGUCGCUGGGACCAGACGGGACCGCAGGACGCCACACCUGCCAAGAAGCCCGGACCACAGGAGUCGCCCUGGGAGAAAGAGGAUGCAACUCCAGCCAGCACCCGUUGGGACGAGACGCCGGGUCGCGCCAAGGCGGCGUCAGGUGCAGAGACGCCAGGUGCUACGCCGGGUGCUGCCAGUACACGCGUGUGGGAGGCGACGCCCGGACACGCCACGCCGGGACACGAGACGCCCGGACAUGCGGACAAGGCCGGCAUGUCGGCUAGGCGAAAUCGGUGGGAUGAGACGCCCAAAACUGAACGAGAAACGCCAGGCCACAGCGGCUGGGCGGAAACGCCGCGUACGGAUCGCGGCGGCGUGGACCUUAUCCAAGAGACGCCGACGCCGGGCGCCUCCAAGCGCCGCUCGCGCUGGGACGAGACGCCGUCCAAUCAGAUGCAGGCGACGCCCGUGCUAGGCGCCGGAGCCACGCCUACUGUGGCCGGGGCCACGCCUCAGACGGCAGGAGCCACGCCCAGUAUGUCUACACCCGGUACCGUCAUGACGCCGUCUGGAGUCACGCCUACCGGACAGAAGGCUAUGGCUAUGGCUACGCCCACACCAGGUCACCUGAUGACAAUGACUCCGGAACAGCUGCAGGCGUACCGAUGGGAGCGCGAAAUUGACGAGCGCAACCGACCCUACACAGAUGAUGAACUCGAUUCCAUGUUCCCACCGGGGUACAAGGUGCUCACGCCUCCUGCCGGCUACAUUCCGAUCCGCACGCCCGCACGCAAACUGACCGCCACGCCCACGCCCAUCGCCAGCACGCCGACCGGCUUCUUCAUGCAGACCGAGGAUAAGAGUGCAAAGUAUAUCGACAACCAGCCCAAGGGAAAUCUGCCUUUUCUCAAGCCGGAGGAUGCGCAGUACUUUGAUAAGUUGCUGGUUGACGUCGACGAAGAAAGUCUCAGUCCCGAAGAGCAGAAGGAGCGCAAAAUCAUGAAACUGCUGCUGAAAAUCAAGAACGGCACGCCGCCGAUCCGCAAGGCGGCGCUGCGGCAGAUCACCGACAAGGCGCGCGAAUUCGGCGCCGGACCUCUCUUCAACCAAAUCCUGCCGCUGCUCAUGUCACCCACUCUCGAAGACCAGGAGCGUCAUCUGCUCGUCAAGGUCAUCGAUCGAAUUCUCUACAAGUUGGACGACCUGGUCCGACCGUAUGUCCAUAAGAUACUUGUCGUUAUUGAGCCUCUUCUGAUCGAUGAGGAUUAUUUUGCGAGAGUGGAGGGUCGGGAGAUUAUUUCGAAUUUAGCGAAGGCUGCAGGGUUGGCAACCAUGAUCUCCACCAUGCGCCCUGAUAUCGAUAAUAUUGAUGAGUAUGUUCGUAACACGACUGCGCGUGCGUUCGCUGUGGUAGCUAGUGCCCUAGGUAUCCCCUCCAUCCUACCUUUCUUGAAAGCUGUCUGUCGCAGCAAAAAAUCGUGGCAAGCCAGGCAUACCGGUAUCAAGAUCGUGCAACAGAUUGCAAUCCUCAUGGGGUGUGCAAUCUUGCCUCACCUGAAAAGUCUCGUAGAAAUUAUUGAGCAUGGGUUGGUGGACGAACAACAGAAGGUAAGAACGAUCACAGCUUUGGCAAUUGCAGCCUUGGCGGAAGCUGCCACGCCCUACGGUAUCGAGAGUUUCGACAGUGUGUUGAAGCCGCUGUGGAAAGGUAUCAGGACACAUAGAGGCAAAGGUUUGGCCGCGUUUUUGAAAGCUAUCGGGUAUUUGAUUCCCCUCAUGGACGCUGAGUACGCCAACUACUACACCAAAGAAGUGAUGUUGAUCUUGAUCCGAGAGUUCCAGUCGCCCGAUGAGGAGAUGAAGAAGAUUGUGUUGAAGGUGGUGAAACAGUGUUGUGGGACUGAUGGUGUCGAGUCACAGUAUAUCAAGGAUGAGAUUUUGCCUCAUUUUUUCAAGCAUUUCUGGAACCACCGUAUGGCAUUGGAUAGGAGAAACUACAGGCAUCUAGUCGAUACAACGGUGGAAAUCGCCAACAAAGUGGGGGCCUCCGAGAUCAUCAAUCGUGUGGUGGAUGAUUUGAAGGACGAAAACGAGCAGUACCGUAAGAUGGUGAUGGAAAGUAUUGAGAAAACUAUGGGCAACCUUGGAGCGGCCGAUAUUGAUUCCCGUUUGGAGGAGCAGCUCAUUGACGGUAUUUUGUAUGCGUUCCAGGAACAAACCACUGAAGAUGUGGUGAUGUUGAACGGGUUUGGAACCAUUGUAAACCAGCUGGGCAAGCGGGUGAAGCCCUAUCUGCCUCAGAUCUGUGGUACGAUUUUGUGGAGGUUGAACAAUAAGUCUGCGAAAGUACGACAGCAAGCUGCGGAUCUGAUUUCUAGGAUAGCGGUGGUGAUGAAGACCUGUCAAGAGGAGAAGCUGAUGGGGCAUUUGGGCGUGGUUUUGUACGAGUAUUUGGGGGAGGAGUACCCCGAGGUGUUGGGGAGUAUUCUGGGAGCUUUGAAGGCGAUUGUGAAUGUGAUAGGUAUGACGAAAAUGACUCCACCCAUCAAAGAUUUGCUACCCAGGUUGACCCCGAUCUUGAAGAACCGUCACGAGAAGGUGCAGGAAAACUGCAUCGACCUGGUGGGUAGGAUCGCGGAUCGCGGUCCUGAGUACGUGUCCGCCAGGGAGUGGAUGCGGAUCUGUUUUGAGCUGCUCGAGCUUCUCAAGGCUCACAAGAAGUCGAUUCGUCGCGCGACUGUCAACACUUUUGGGUACAUCGCCAAAGCUAUCGGUCCCCACGAUGUGUUGGCCACUUUACUGAACAAUCUGAAAGUGCAGGAGCGACAAAAUCGCGUGUGCACCACGGUUGCGAUCGCCAUUGUUGCCGAAACGUGUUCACCGUUUACUGUGCUGCCGGCGCUCAUGAACGAGUACAGAGUUCCCGAGUUGAACGUGCAGAACGGUGUCCUGAAAUCGCUGUCGUUCCUUUUCGAAUACAUCGGAGAAAUGGGCAAAGAUUACAUCUAUGCCGUCACACCUCUCCUUGAAGACGCUCUAAUGGACCGGGAUCUGGUCCAUAGACAAACCGCCUGUGCCGCUAUCAAACACAUGGCGUUGGGAGUGUACGGGUUUGGAUGUGAGGAUGCACUGAUCCAUCUACUAAACCUGGUGUGGCCCAACAUUUUCGAAACAUCCCCUCAUCUUGUGCAAGCCUUCAUGGAUGCGAUCGAUGGGUUAAGGGUUGCUCUGGGUCCCACAAAAAUCCUGCAGUACACCCUCCAAGGGCUGUUUCACCCAGCUAGGAAAGUGAGGGAUGUUUAUUGGAAGAUUUAUAAUUCGUUGUACAUUGGUGGACAAGAUACUUUGGUGGCCGGUUAUCCUAGGAUAUACAAUGAUCCCAAAAAUACCUACCUACGUUAUGAGCUAGAUUACAUUAUGUGAAUUAGGGUUUUUAGUGUUUGGACAAUGAAAUUACACUCAAAACAGUUUGAGUUGGAAAAUAAAUCCCAGAAACUCAAAUUUUCGAGUUGGAAUUCAGAUUAUGUGAAUUAGUGUUUCUAAAAAUUGCAAUUUCAUGAAUGAAAUUGCGCUCAAAAGUAAACCUGUUUGAGUUGGAAAAUAAAUCGCAGAAACUCAAAUUUUCUAAUUGGAAUUAAGAUGUGAAUUAUUAUGAAUUAUGAAUUAUUAUGUGAAUUAGUGUUUCUAGAAAUUGCAAUUUCAUUAAUGGAAUUGCACUCAAAAGUAAGUUUGAGUUGGAAAAUAAAUCCUAGAAACUCAAAUUUCCGAGUUGUAAUUCAGAUUAUGUGAAUUAGUGUUUCUAGAAAUUGCAAUCAUGAAAUUGCACUCAAAAGUAAACCAGUUUGAGUUAGAAAAUAAAUCCCAUAAACUCGAAUUUUCGCUGUCUGGAAGCGUUUUCGAUGGAAUCACAUACUAUAAAGAACAACUAACAUAUUGGGGGUACAAUAUAUGGAAAAUAGAAUCCUUCAUGCUCGAUUUUAUGCUGUUUGGACAGCUCUCAUAGGAAUUACAAUACUGUAAAGGAACAAUAAUUUGUUUUGUUUUUUUUUUAGAAAUUUAACACUUGAUACAUAGAUAAAUUGAUAUUUUACUUGAUAUUUUGGACAGUUUUAUGAGCAAAUUACACUUUAAACAUCAUCUAAAGAUUGGGUUUGAUAUGGAUUUAACAAACAAUAUUCUUGAUAAAACUAGUUGAAUAUGCAUUGAAGUUGUGUAACUUCUCCAUAAUAUUGAAAAACACAGUUUUAUUUUUGUCAAAUCAAAAUAAAUUGAGUUUGAAAAAAUAAAACUGUUUUUUUCAAACCGUAUUCUAGUGAAGUCACACUCUGAAAACGAUUGCUUGGAUAUGGAAAAAUAUCAAUAGCAGUACCAUCUAAAAACAAGUGGGUUUGUGAGUGUUUACCACUGAGUGGGGAAAAAACUAUUUUUAUUUUUGGAAAUUGCAUUAUUAAGUUUGAUGUAAACCACAGUGUAGAUUGUUAGUUUCCAGGAUAUGAGUUUGCUUCUCUAGACCGUGUUUACAUCUGAAAAUUUACUAGAAAUAAAAUUUUACUACUAGAUAUCAUCCACUAAGAAAAUUGUUCAAAUUUUAUCACAGAUAUUUCAAGUUUUUCCAUUUGUAGCCUACAGUUGAUUUGUAAGAUUUUUCUAUUCAUUGUGAUUACAAUAUCGUUCUCUAUAAGAUUUAUUCAAAGUCAAGUCUUGAAGAAGUUGGUUAGUUCCGUAAUUUUUUUCAAAUUGACAGUUUUUUUAAAAGUUGGAUGUUUAUCGUUUACCAAUUAGACCAUAAUGUUGGAUGAAGAUUAAUAAUAAUGAUGAUCAAAUAGUAAAUCAAGUGUUUUUUAUCAUUAUUUGAACUUCAACAAAAACUAUUAAAAAACAUCAAGUUUAUUUGAAAAUUUAAAUCAUUGCCAUAUAUACUAUUUUGCAGUUGAAACUUGAAUGUAAUUUUUAAAAUAAUCAACCUUAUUUAUUAACUAGUAGACAAAAUUAUCAGUUUGAUUCCACUUAAGUACCUACAUGGACUUUAUUAUUUUUCUACGAUAUUGAUCAUUAAAUUAGUUCAUGAGUUGUAUUUGAUAAGUAUUUGCUAAUAUUCAUCAAUUAAAAACAAUUUUAAAUU
Nilaparvata lugens (brown planthopper) is the source of this 5793-nucleotide messenger RNA. Its product is annotated as splicing factor 3B subunit 1. Gene Ontology annotation, biological process: spliceosomal complex assembly. The record is from RefSeq and is a predicted model, not a curated record. NCBI's taxonomy places the organism in Eukaryota, Metazoa, Arthropoda, Insecta, Hemiptera, Delphacidae. Gene Ontology annotation, molecular function: mRNA binding. Gene Ontology annotation, cellular component: U2-type prespliceosome; catalytic step 2 spliceosome; U12-type spliceosomal complex.